AUGUCCCCCCCCUCCAUCCUCAUGAUCGGCAUAGGCGAAUACACCACCGGCCUGGUCUCCGGCACGCAAUCAACCUCGGACAAGAAACUCGGCGUCGUCGCCCUGACACUCUUCGACCUCCGGACCGACGACGUGGUGGACGCAGAGGCAUACAAGACCGCCAUCGACGCUCUCCCGGAACGGGGGAGUUGCGUCACCAUCUUCACGCCGGAUUCGACGCAUUUCGACAUCGCCAUGUACGCGGUCGAACGGGGCCAUCAUGUGCUCAUCACCAAGCCCGCCGUGAAGCUCCUGGCACACCACGUCGAACUGCUCGAAGCGAGCCGAAAGCACGGCGUGUUUGUGUAUGUCGAGCACCACAAGCGGUUUGACCCUGCGUACGCGGAUGCACGGCAUCGCGCCAAGACUUCAUUGGGGGAUUUUAAUUACUUCUACAGCUAUAUGAGCCAGCCGAAGAGCCAGUUGGAGACGUUCAAGGCAUGGGCGGGGAGGGAGAGCGAUAUCAGCUAUUAUUUGAAUAGUCAUCAUGUCGAUGUUUGUGUGAGCAUGGUGGAUGGAUGGGUGCCGAGGGUGGUGAGGGCGAGUGCGAGUAAAGGCAUUGCGGAGGGGUUAGGAUGUAUGGAGGGAACGGAGGAUACGAUCACAUUGAUGGUCGAUUGGCAGAGGGAGGGAAAGAGGGCGACAGGCAUUUACACCGCGAGCUGGACGACGCCACAGUUUGCAGGUGUCCAUAGUAACCAGUCCUUUCAUUACAUGGCAUCCAAAGGCGAAAUCCGCAUCGAUCAAGCCAAGCGAGGCUACAACGUCGCAGCCGAUGACCAGGGUCAGCUCGUCUGGUACAACCCGUUCUACAUGAAGUAUGCUCCGGACGAGGAGGGAAACUUCAACGGCCAAACCGGAUACGGGUAUAUCAGUUUCGAGAAAUUCGUCGAUGCGGUGACCAAGCUCAGGGAGGGGAAGGUGACGCUGGAGGAACUAGAUCAGAGGGAUUUGCCGACACUGGCGAACACUAUUGCAACCACGGCUAUCUUGGAGGCGGGGAGAAGGAGCCUCGAUGAUGGUGGUAGAGGGGUGGAGAUUGUGGUUGGAGAAAAGGAUGGAGAAGGGUGGUUAUUGAAGUGA
Molecule: messenger RNA, 1122 nt
Organism: Endocarpon pusillum Z07020
Lineage: Eukaryota; Fungi; Ascomycota; Eurotiomycetes; Verrucariales; Verrucariaceae
Exons: 3
Coding region: 1-1122 (373 amino acids)
Biological process (GO): NADPH regeneration
Cellular component (GO): cytoplasm
Molecular function (GO): nucleotide binding; oxidoreductase activity
Source: RefSeq, a predicted model, not a curated record